Messenger RNA from Andrographis paniculata, 480 nucleotides. RefSeq names its product CASP-like protein 1F1. Lineage: Eukaryota; Viridiplantae; Streptophyta; Magnoliopsida; Lamiales; Acanthaceae. The transcript has 2 exons. The record is from RefSeq and is a predicted model, not a curated record. The coding region runs from base 1 to 480 and encodes 159 amino acids.
AUGGAUGAAGAAAGGUCCGUGGACAGUCCCCGUUUCCGAAACGAAGAAUGGUAUUUGGUAGCGCAGAUUAUCAUGAAACCUCUCGCCAUCGCCGCCACUCUCGCCGCCGCCUGGCUCAUCGUCACCGCCAAGGAGACCUCCGUCAUCAUCGAGUUCAAGGACGUGGAGCGGCACAUGUAUGGAUUUUCCAUCAAGUUCUUCGCCGUCGCAAACAUUGUUGCAUUUGUCUACUCUCUAAUCACGCUUCUCUCCAGUUUCUGCGCCAGGCGUAAAACCCUUCUUCCGCGGUUACACUCCUCCCUUUUCCUCUAUGAUAUGAUUGCGUUCGUAUUGCUGUUUUUGGCCGUGAUGAGGUUCUGCAUGACGGGGGACAGCAAUACGGGAUGGGAUCCAAUCUGCCAUGAUUUCCCCAAAUUCUGCACAAGAUCCACUGUUGCAAUUGAACUUUUUAAUGACACGGUCGUUUCGACAUGGUAUUAA